CGGUCGGGCCAGGUUGCCACUGGCACUAUAAGUCUUUUUUUUCUUUUACAGUGGUGGGACUGAGUGGAUCGUAUCAUUAUUUUUUCUGAUCCCCUAUAACAUUUGUUACAUUAGGCUAAAACAGAAACAUGGCUGACACAAAAGUCGACAAGAAGGAGAUCUCUGCCAAGGACCUGAAAGAGAAGAAGCUUGUUGAGGAGGCAGAAAAUGGAAAAGAUGCCCCAGCCAAUGGGAAAAAAGCUAAGGAGGCUGAGGAGAAUGGCGAUGUAGAGGAUGUAGACGAGGAGGAGGAUGUGGGAGAGGAGGAGGAUGAGGAAGAGGAUGUUGAGGGCGACGAAGAUGAUGAAGAUGACGACGAGGUCGAGGGUCGCGCAGGCAAGAGGGCGGCGGAAGAUGAUGACGACGAUGAUGAUGAUGAUGAGGAGGAUGUUGGAACGAAGAAGCAGAAAACCGAUGAUGAUUAAGAGUUGUGUUUCAACCCGCUGGAAGCCCCUGUAAACCUCUCUCCUAGACCACCGAGCGUUUUGGAGGGAAACUGUGGUCAUCAUCAAGUAGAGUUCAACGUCCGCGUACACACACCCAAUGUCCGUGUACACACACACACCCAACUGCAAAUUUUUUAGAAUACCCAAGACUUCAAAGUUCUACCUUCUUAACAAGAUACAGUACUUUAAAAGGAGAAUUUGUUUGUAUUUUUAUUUACAUUUUAUAUUUUUGUACAUAUUGUUAGGAGGUCAGCCAUUUUUCGACAGUGAUCUCUGGUUACCAAACGGUGCUUUGGAGUUGAUGCUUCUCUAUGAAAUAGACUUUACUUGUGGUUUGACCAUGUCAUGUUAUCUCAACACAAACUUGUACAAAUUUCAGAAAACAAUUAAAUUUAAAGCAUUCCAGUAACUUUGUAUUUGUACUUUAGUUGUACCAUACGUAGUUUGGUUUGUAUGAGAUGGCAAGGCCAAAGAAAAGAGGUGUCUUUUCUCUUAUGUCGUUUAAAUUGCUGUCUGUUGUGGCCUGUUCAAUGUACGUGUGAAUUUGUUGUAAGACAAUAAACCAGAAUUUUAGUUUGUGAGCA
This is a messenger RNA of Oncorhynchus keta (chum salmon), 1069 nucleotides long. RefSeq names its product prothymosin alpha-A-like. Gene Ontology annotation, cellular component: nucleus. Gene Ontology annotation, biological process: positive regulation of transcription by RNA polymerase II; negative regulation of apoptotic process. Gene Ontology annotation, molecular function: histone binding. The coding region runs from base 129 to 464 and encodes 111 amino acids. NCBI's taxonomy places the organism in Eukaryota, Metazoa, Chordata, Actinopteri, Salmoniformes, Salmonidae. The transcript has 5 exons. The record is from RefSeq and is a predicted model, not a curated record.